Solanum dulcamara is the source of this 1469-nucleotide messenger RNA. RefSeq lists its product as uncharacterized. The coding region runs from base 1 to 1320 and encodes 439 amino acids. Lineage: Eukaryota; Viridiplantae; Streptophyta; Magnoliopsida; Solanales; Solanaceae. The record is from RefSeq and is a predicted model, not a curated record. The transcript is spliced from 4 exons.
AUGGGACGUAUAGGUGUAAAACCCAUUCAUCAGUCCCAAGUUCAACACCAAAAUGAUCAGCACCAGUUACAGCCGUAUCAAGUGGAAAGUUUUGAUCAUUAUCAAACCCCUGAAACCAUUGAGCCUUUCCGCGAAGAUCUCUAUCCAGAAAAAAAUCAAGAUGAACCAUCACAAAAACUGACAAUGCAAAGUGAAUCACCGGAAAAUCAAGACUCAGUACAACAGCAACAAUAUAUACUGGCAGCACCUCAGCCAAUGAGCAGGCCUGUGACCACACAGUUUUCUCUGCAAAAUGGAAAGACCCAGAGGCCUAGGAAGCAGCCUAAGCCCCAAUCUGGAACUUCUAGGUCACCACUACAGCCUAGCCAACACAACAGCUUUCCCAUUCAUGACCCUCAACCUCAAGCAGAAACCUUUCCUCCGCCUCCACCUCAGUCUCAAUCCUUGCCACAUCCCUUCCCACCCGCUCAAGAUUACUAUGAGCCGCACACCUUUCCUCCUACGCAAGAAGAAGCACAUGCAUUUCCUCCAACUGUGCCACAGGCCUUCCCUCCUGCUCAGGACAGUUAUGAACCACAUGGCUUUCCUCCUACUCUGGAAGAGAGGGAAGAAAUUCCUCCAACCCCAAAUAGAGCACAUGCUUUUCCACCAGCUCAAGUUGAUCCCCAAUUAUAUUCUCCACAGGCUAGACCACAGGCAUUUGUGCCCCAGAAUCUUAAUGUGCCAGGUUUUGCUAGCUCUCAGCCUCAUGCAGGUACUAAUUUUCCACAGCACAGUUUAGCACAAGGUUCACAAAUAGGAUUGGGUAUGGGACAAUACCGACAAGGGACGCAACCAGCAUCUCCCAUGCCACAGACUCCCAUGAUGGAAAUCCCCUUCAAGCCACUUCUUUCAACUGAAUCUUGGAAGACUGGAUUGUUUGAUUGCAUGGAAGACCCCACAAAUGCUCUCAUCACAGCAUGCUUCCCCUGCCUGACAUUCGGACAGAUUGCGGAGAUUGUAGACUCUGGACAAACUACCUGUACCUCUAGCGGCUUGAUCUAUGAGGUGAUUCUUUUGUUCAUUGGAAUACCUUGCAUACUGUCAUGCACCUAUCGUACAAAGUUGAGGAGCCAGUAUGGGCUAACUGAAUCACCGGCACCUGACUGGGUAAUCCACUGCUUUUGUGAAUGGUGUGCUCUCUGUCAAGAAUAUCGAGAGCUUCACCUCAGAGGCCUUGACCCUUCAAUUGGAUGGCAUGGAAAUCAGGCACGGAAACAGAACAUACAGCUACAACAAGCUACUAUGGUCCCCCCAGUUCACCAAGCCAUGAUGGGCUGAUUAAUUUGCAGAAACUAAGUAUUUAUAUUGUGCUUCUCUCUAAAUUUUGUUCCGUCUUUUUAACUUUUCAGAUUUUUGUUUAUAUGUAUGUUUCUGUGUUCCUUCACGAUUUGUAAUUCCCCAAUGGGAAAGAGAAAAAUACUGCUAAA